Molecule: messenger RNA, 1395 nt
Organism: Acanthamoeba castellanii str. Neff
Lineage: Eukaryota; Discosea; Longamoebia; Acanthamoebidae
Exons: 9
Coding region: 1-1395 (464 amino acids)
Source: RefSeq, a predicted model, not a curated record
AUGCUGCUUGAUGACGGGCAGUCGGGCGUGGGGAGCGAUGCGCGGACCUUUUUCAGGUCGCAGCCGCGGGCCAACUACGCCGGCGACGACGUGCCCACCGAUUUCUGCGCGUGGGACAGUGCCAAGCGGGAAUGCGACAUUGUGAACUACGCCGAGUCGAUUUCGCUGCUGGCGCUGCCGGCCGCGUGCGUGGGCAUCUUCCUCAUUAUCGCGUUCACGAUCGCGUUCAUCGUCAUCCACACCCUCCGCUGCGCCACCUCCUGUCGGCUCUGCUGGGCCGAGCGCCGGUGCGAAACCAUCGUGCUCAACACCUGCCUGGGCGUAUCCUGCUUCUUCAUGUUUUGCCUGAUGGUCCUGCCGCUUCUCGGGAACACGUGGUCGCAUGAAGGGCUCUUGCUCUACAUGGACAAUCAAGUCGCCUUUAUGCGCGACAUCGCCAAGGUGACCAACGACUCGGCGGUGGUCCUGCAGAGCAUCGGCGUCGCGAUGGCCGACACGGCAGAGCAAGUCUCCCGGGCUGCGUCCACGGUCAACGGCUACAAGAAUACCGUCUACGAUUACGAAACGGGGACGGUGGUCGCCUUCUAUUGCCUCUUUGGCAUCCUGGCGAGCUUUUGCCUCGUCCUUCCCGUGCUCAUGCUGUGCAAGAUCAACUGCCCCACCUCCGUCCUGGUCUUCUGGGUGGGGAUGGUCAUGCUGCUGUUGGCCUACAUGGUCAUGCUCAUUGCCAUCUCGGCCGGUGCCGUGGGCGCCGACGUGUGCCAACUCUACGCCGAGACCAAGAACGGCAACGUCGCACCCGCCUUUGAGAGGCUGCUCGACCGUCUGGGACAGAACUGCACCACCUUCACCGACGCCUACCCCCAGCUUGAAACCGCGGUCACAGAGACCUACUUCUGCGGCGACGCCCUGUGCCCGACCGGCACCUGCACUGGGUCGUGUGCUGGCAACGCCACGUGCCAGUGCUUCCGGAAUGUCACCUCGAUCAAGGAGUGCGGCAGCACUUGCCUCAGUCCCGCCCUCAGGACCGAAAUGAUCGAAAACGCGAUCCUCUACAACACCACCUUGAAAAGAAUGACCCCCUACCUGGGGUGCACUCUCUGGACCACCUACUCGCAACGCACUGAAAGCCACCUGUGCAACGGCUUCAUGUACGUGGCCCUCUUCUUCCUCAUUCACCUGUCAAUGGCUGGAAUGUUCCUCAUCUUCAUUGGACUCACUGCGUGGGGCAUCCCGUGGACGGUUAUGAUGGGCGCGUUGAUCCUCAUCGGCGACCAGACGCGCAUUCGCUUCGACGAUGUGCGGGACGUCGAGAUGAUGGAACGGAACGAGAAGAGAAUGUCAACCCACGACAGGGCCGCCACGAUCAAAGCCAACACCACCUUGGCCUGGUAG